AUGAGGAGUCAUUUUUUCUUUGUCUUGCUUCUUGUAAUUCUAACCAUUGGUUAUGGAACUUUAGGAGCAGAUACUGAAAAAACUCAACCUGCUGACAACAAAUCACCACCAGAAAGUUCUGCAAAGGAAUUGAUAGAUAGUCUUGGACCGUCUCAAGAUUAUCCCGAUUACGAAAUCCCUAAAGAACUUGCACCGGACGGUGUUGUGGUGGUGGAAGAUUACGUGCCCAUUAGCCCCAUCGGCGGGCAAGAAAAUACUGAUUCGCUUGCGCAACCCGAAGCGGAUCAGAAUGUCAAAACUUCACCAUCUAGCUCUGCCUCUAGAUCUUCUUCAACCAUUUUGGUUGUUUUUGCAGCGUUGGGAGGAGCCAGCUUAUUUUUCUUUUAA
Molecule: messenger RNA, 387 nt
Organism: Arabis nemorensis
Lineage: Eukaryota; Viridiplantae; Streptophyta; Magnoliopsida; Brassicales; Brassicaceae
Source: the annotation of a GenBank genome assembly